Messenger RNA from Atta colombica, 1305 nucleotides. Its product is annotated as lipase 3-like. The coding region runs from base 82 to 1305 and encodes 407 amino acids. The record is from RefSeq and is a predicted model, not a curated record. The transcript has 8 exons. Gene Ontology annotation, molecular function: hydrolase activity, acting on ester bonds. Lineage: Eukaryota; Metazoa; Arthropoda; Insecta; Hymenoptera; Formicidae. Gene Ontology annotation, biological process: lipid metabolic process.
UAUAAAACCGCCCAGCAUACAAUCCUUUGAUAUCCUGUCAACUAUUUUUUUAUUGACAUUGACCAUUCGUCUAAUUCUGUAAUGCAAAUGUUUGUGCAUCUUUUAUUUUUUUGUGGCUUUCUCGACUAUACAACAGUUGGGAUACUUGAUGUUCCGCAGAAUGUAUUUAAAAAAGUGCAAACGGACAAAGAACAAUCAAACACUAGGUACAUUUCUCUUCAAGGCAAUCUCAUAUUACAGAUGAUAAGAAAAGCAGGUUAUCCCGUGGAAACUCACAUAGUACAAACGGAGGAUGGUUAUCUUUUAACACUUCAUCGUAUUCCACGUCAAAAUGGUGCACCCGUGCUACUCCAACAUUCUCUUUUGACUAGCAGCGCCGAUUUUCUUAUUCUUGGCAAGGAUAAAGGACUUGCUUUCAUACUGGCCAAUCACGGGUAUGAUGUUUGGUUGGGCAAUUUUCGUGGAAAUACUCAUUCGAGAGCACAUGUUUCAUUAUCUCCAUCGAAUUCAAAAUUUUGGAAUUUUAGCUUUCACGAAUUGGGCAUUUACGAUGUACCCGCGAUGAUUUUAUAUAUUACAAAAAUGACUUCGCGACCAUUGCACGCAUAUAUCGGCCAUUCAUUAGGCUCGACUGCUUCUUAUAUAAUGGCAGCGGAACGUCCAGAAAUUACUAGAAUGGUGCGAAUAAUAAUCAGUCUUGGACCUGGGGCUAUUUUCAAACGUGUAACAUCUCCGUUACGGUUGUUCUUCGAUUUCCUAACAAAUAUUCAGGAGCUGUUGCAGCUGUUUGUUAUAAACGAGAUUUUGCCGAUCAGCUCUAUGUACUCCUUGAGUAAGUCUAUCUGCGAUAUCAAUAAAGAAAUAUGUGCCACUGUGCUAUUUCUUCUCUGCGGUUUCGAUAGGGAGCAAUUAAAUAUUACUUUGCUGUCUACAUUUUUGAGUCACAAUCCAGCUGGUACCUCGAUCAAAACGAUACUACAUUUUCACCAGGUAGUUAAUUCUGGGAAGUUUAGCCAAUACGAUUACGGUCGCAUGAAAAAUCUACAAAUCUACAAUACAUCCGAACCACCGGAUUACAAUCUCGCGAACAUCACCGCACCGUUCGCGUUGUUCUACGCCGAAAACGACCCGCUAACCACCUUCCCGGAUGUGAAAGAACUCAUCCGGGUGUUACCUAAUGUAGUGGACGAUUAUACAGUGCCGUUUCCUAAAUUCAACCAUCUGGAUUUCGUACUUGCCACAGAUGCACCUCGGCUUGUAUACAAUAGAUUACUCAAGAUCCUAAAAGUACGAAUGUUAUAUUGA